This is a messenger RNA of Aspergillus ibericus CBS 121593, 1439 nucleotides long. RefSeq names its product pantoate--beta-alanine ligase PAN6. Lineage: Eukaryota; Fungi; Ascomycota; Eurotiomycetes; Eurotiales; Aspergillaceae. Gene Ontology annotation, molecular function: pantoate-beta-alanine ligase activity. Gene Ontology annotation, biological process: pantothenate biosynthetic process. The record is from RefSeq and is a predicted model, not a curated record. The coding region runs from base 224 to 1321 and encodes 365 amino acids. The transcript is spliced from 2 exons.
CAGCACGCCACCGUGAGGUCAGACCAUCAUGUCGUGCCCGGUCAAGGCCAUAAAUUGCGAUGGGCACCGUCUCAGCACCAACAGCUGCGCCGUCUCUCCUACCAACCACUACUUGGGCUAAUUGGGCCUGAGCUGCAACCUGCUCCACUGCGGGACUGAAAAGAGGUACCGGCGGUACAACGACAGCUCCCUCGUGCAACCUCCAGAAACCAACCACAUCACCAUGUUCGGCUGGACGCGGCGUUUCUCCACCGCCACCUCCCUCCUCAAAAACACCACCACAAUGGCCUCCCCCACCCUCCAAAAGCACUCCUUCCAAGUCUUCCGCGAUGUCCCCGAACUCAGGCAAUUGCGUCGCCAACUCCUCCUCUCCAAACGAACGGUCGGUUUAGUCCCAACAAUGGGCGCUCUCCAUGAAGGCCAUCUCUCCUUAAUCCGCCAAGCCGCCGCCGAAAACACCGACGUCUUCGUGAGCAUCUACGUGAACCCCACCCAAUUCGGCGUAUCAGAGGAUCUCUCCAGCUACCCGCGCACCUGGGACAGCGAUGUCGCGAAGCUCGAGGAAUUGAACACCGAACUGGCCCGCCAGGACAGCAAGAACGGUCGCAUCACCGCCAUUCUGGCGCCCACAUCUAAGGUCAUGUACCCGACGCUGCCGCCAUCAUCCGAGAUCGACGGGGACGGGUCCUUUGUCACCAUCACCCCACUUGCUCGGAAACUAGAGGGCGCGUCCCGGCCGGUGUUCUUCCGCGGCGUGGCGACCGUGUGCAUGAAACUGUUCAAUAUUGUCCACGCCGAUCGGGCUUAUUUCGGACAGAAGGAUGUGCAGCAGACCGUGGUGAUUAAGCGUCUCGUGAAGGAUUUUUAUAUCGAUACGGAGAUCAAGAUUGGGGAGACGGUUCGCGAGCAUGAUGGCUUGGCCAUGAGUUCUAGGAACGUUUACCUUGGUGCGAGGAGACGGGCUGUGGGCUUGGCGCUGUACAGGGCCUUGAAGGCGGCGGAGGAUGCCUAUCAUGCAGGCAAGGUCAAUCGGGCUGAGAUUCUGGAUGCGGCGAACGGUGUCGCUCAGAAGGUUCUGGCUGAGCAGCAGGCGUUGUCGCCCGCGGAGAGGGCGCUCUACGAGGUUGACUAUAUCUCUCUCGCUGACCCGGAUUCUUUGGACGAGUUGAAUGUUAUCGAUCCCAGCAAGGGCGCUAUUCUCAGCGGGGCGAUCAAGAUGGCUCCUCUGGAGGAGUCGAAGCCUGAUGAGGACUGUGGUCUCGGCGAUGGCCAAGUUCCGGUGCGUUUGAUCGAUAACUUGAUCUUCAAGCCGCGGGUGUAGAUCGAGGCGGGCACCUCAUUGUUCCGGGCCUCAUGCAAAAGCAAAAGUAUAUAUACCCGAUGUUUAUUACUAGACCCAUAGCUUAUAUAUAGAUAUACUCAAAAGUCAUACAUUUACC